AUGGCUCAGCAGUUCCGAGAAUUCGUCCAAGUCAAAGAACAAGAGAAGAAGAAUGGACAAGUGAAGCCUCAGUUGAAAGACACAGAGCUGAAAGCAGGCAAGCAAAGUCAGGAGCAGGCUCUCAAGGAGGCGGAUGAUCUAUUAGACGCGUUUGCACCCCCGAAGAGUAAGAAAGCUGCAGAUCCUGACGACAGCCAGGCAGCGCCUGCACAAGAUGCAGCGGAGGAGGAAGAGAUACCACUUGCGUCUGUGUUCAGUCCUGAUGCAGGCACGCAAGAGGACAGGGACUCCGUCUCCUGCAUCGUUGCAGGAAAGUUGUACCUGACCAACUUUCGCGGGGUUGAACGGACGGAUGAGUUGAAGAAGCUGAAUAUUAGGCACAUAGUGUGUGUGAACGAGCAGAACAACGAGUUCCCUGAUCAGUUCAACUACUUCAACAUCGACACGCUUGAAGACCAAGAAGACCACGACGCCACCGUUCACUUCUCAGCGGUUAAGAAAUUCACCGACGAAUCGCUGGCGAAAGGAGGAGCUGUAUGCUUUCACUGUGCCGCUGGAAUAUCUCGAAGUACAACGAUGAUGAUUGCCUACUUGAUGGCGAGCAAUGGAAUGAGCUUAUUCGAUGCCUUCCGUCUUACCUACUCGAGGCGUCGGGUGGCCUGGCCGAACCGAAGCUUCAUGCAGCAGCUGAUUCAGUACGAGACUAAGCUGCAGAAGGAGGGAGUCCUUCACGGCAAACAUCCUUCCAUCGAGCUUGAAGACUGGGACAUGUGGACGACUGGAGAUAUGCAGAGGCUCCGCGAGCAGCACUUGAUCUCACUGGAAUCGCGACACGACUCCUUGAAAGGGGCAGACAGCAGAGCCUACCGAGAGUAUUCAGAGAAGCUGCAAAAAGCCUUGCAAAGUCAGCUUGCUUGAACCUGGAUGAUGUCCCGCGAUGUUUUAUUCAAGUAAUCAACAUAAUGUACAUGUUAUCUUUAGAUGUAGGGUGUUAAAGCUUCGACUAUUCGUG
Guillardia theta CCMP2712 is the source of this 1012-nucleotide messenger RNA. RefSeq lists its product as hypothetical. The transcript has 4 exons. Gene Ontology annotation, cellular component: cytoplasm. The record is from RefSeq and is a predicted model, not a curated record. Gene Ontology annotation, molecular function: protein tyrosine/threonine phosphatase activity; MAP kinase tyrosine/serine/threonine phosphatase activity. Bases 1 to 918 code for a protein of 305 amino acids. Gene Ontology annotation, biological process: negative regulation of MAPK cascade; protein dephosphorylation. NCBI's taxonomy places the organism in Eukaryota, Cryptophyceae, Pyrenomonadales, Geminigeraceae.